Molecule: messenger RNA, 2118 nt
Organism: Oryzias melastigma (Indian medaka)
Lineage: Eukaryota; Metazoa; Chordata; Actinopteri; Beloniformes; Adrianichthyidae
Gene: mus81
Product: MUS81 structure-specific endonuclease subunit
Biological process (GO): mitotic intra-S DNA damage checkpoint signaling; resolution of meiotic recombination intermediates; DNA catabolic process
Cellular component (GO): nucleus; Holliday junction resolvase complex
Molecular function (GO): crossover junction DNA endonuclease activity; DNA binding; 3'-flap endonuclease activity
Source: RefSeq, a predicted model, not a curated record
CCAUUUUUUCGACAUCCCACCUCUAGGCGGCAAUCACUCCGGAAGUUAACCAAUUCCGGUCACGUCACCAGUGUCAACAAGGAAGUGCCGCUUUGCUUUGAAUUCAAGGCGCUAACUUUAGAACUACAAACUAAACAUUCUCGGGGAUGCCCUCUUCGGGACCGGUCCGGUUCGGUCGAAAGCGCGCCCUUCCGCCCUGUCCGAACCCACUCUUCCUCCAGUGGCUCACGGAGCUCCGCGAUGAGGCCAAAGAGAAAGGCCUGAAGAUCCAGUACACCUACCAGAAGGCUAUUAACUCCUUGAACAAAUACCCCCUCCCGUUGCAAAACGCCAGAGAGGCGAAGAUUCUUCAGAACUUUGGAGACGGCAUCUGCAGAGUCCUGGAGGAGAAGCUGCAGCGUUACUACAGAGAGGAAGGUACCAAAGCUCCCAUUCACUGCAGCUCCACGGCAGCGCCCCCUCCUGGUACAGCAGAGAGCAACAGCAGGCUGGCUCCUUCCAAAAAGAAGAACAGCGACGAAGAUGGAGGCAGGCAGAGAGGAGGAGGAGGAGCGAGGAGGAAGAGGGAGUACGUUCCCCAGAGGAGGUCUGGAGGCCACGCCGUCCUGCUGGCCCUGUACCGACAGUCGCAGAUCCCGGGCGGCAGAUCCUUCAUGAUGAAGAUGGAGCUGCAGGCGGAGGCUCAGCCUCUCUGUGACAAGUCCUUCACGGUGCCCGACCCGGGCAGCAAAUACACUGCCUGGUCCUCGGUCGGCACCCUGAUCCAGAAGAACCUGCUCCUGAAGACUCACAGUCCGGCACGGUACUCGCUCACAGACGAAGGGCUGGCGCUGGCCCGACGGCUGGCCGCCGUGGAGGAGGAGGCGGGGCCAGGGGGUGGUGGAGAAGACGGGAGGAGCGAGGAGGAGGACCACCGCGCCGGAGUGGUGGAUCUCACAGAGAGCGACGAAGACGAGAGCGUCACUCAGAGCGAAGACGUCGGUUCCUCAUCAGCAGAGCCUCAAGAUUCUAGAACUACAAGCAGAACCGCAGACGUUCUCGCUCCUGGAUCGUACGAGAUCCUCCUGUGCGUGGACUUCAUCGAGACCACGGGCGGGAGCCAGCACCGGAAGCAGGAGCUGGUGAAGGAGCUGCAGAGGAACGGCGUCCACUUCGACGUCAGGAAGCUGAACGUGGGAGACUUCCUGUGGGUGGCGCGGGAAAAGAUGGCUCCCGUUCCAGGUCAGCUGCGAGCGCCAGCAGGCCGCGAGCUCGUGCUGGAUUACAUAAUCGAGAGGAAGAGGAUGGACGACCUCUGCGGCAGCAUCAUCGACGGGCGCUUCCGCGAGCAGAAGUUUCGUCUGAAGAGGUGUGGCCUCCGCAAGCCCAUCUAUUUAGUGGAGGGGGGCACGGCCGCCGCCUCCCACCUGAGCUUACCUGAAGCCACGCUGCAGCAGGCCAUAGUGAACACACAGGUGGUGGACGGCUUCUUUGUGAAGAGAGUUCAGGAUGUAAGGGAGUCGGCGGCUUACCUGACCGUCAUGACCAGACACCUGGCCAAACUCUACCAGCGCUCCAGAGAGCAGGAAGGGGACGCGGCGACAGACGAGGACGCCACGGCGUCCUGCUCCCUCAUUUCCUUUGCAGAGUUCAACCACGGAGCCGUGAAGAACAAGUGUCAAACGGUGAGGGAGGUGUUCGCCAGACAGUUGAUGCAGAUCAGCGGGUUGUCAGGAGACAAGGCAGCUGCCAUACUGCAGCACUACAGCACCCCCUACAGUUUACUGAGCGCCUACGAUCGCUGUUCCAGCGAAGCCGAGAAAGAGAAGCUCCUGUCCUGCAUCCGAUACGGGAAACUCCAAAGAAACUUGGGUCCAGCUCUCAGCAGAACGGUUUACCAGCUGUAUUGCAGUCAGGGAGCUCUUUCCUGACAACAGCACUCAUCAUCUGCUCCACCUGGAUUCACCUAUGUCCCACAGACUUCAGCUUCCUUUGCUGUUUCAGUUUGAAUUUACAGUGAUGAACUUUUCAUAAAUGCUGCUAUUUAUAACAAAUCUACAUCCUUUAAACUUGCAUCAACCUUUUUUUAAGAACGUGCCCCAAUAAUGAAGCAAUAAAGUUUCCUUUGUGCUAAAGUCA